UAGCAUUCCUGAGACCAAUGGGCGAGGCACUCACCGUGCUGCUACCCAGCCGGUCCAGAUAUACAUCUAGUCCACCCCUGAGACAAGUAAACUGGGUGCCUCCAAGACAGAAGGAAACACUGCUGGAGGUUGCAAAAGGACCAGCUGAAGAUGGGAGGCCGGUUCUGUGUCAUGCUGCUGCUGCUGGCGGUUGGGGCUCAAGGGCUGAUGAGGAUCCCAUUGCAGAAGUUCCCUUCAGUCCGAAGCCGGUUUGGCCGCUCAGGCCUCCCCAUCGCUGACUUGUUAAGACGAGGAAGAGUCAGGUCUGGGUCACCCUCGGAAGAAGGUUCUGUCGCCCGCCAACGCCUGCACAACUACAUGGAUGCACAAUACUAUGGACAGGUCUGCAUUGGAACCCCAGAACAGUGCUUCAAUGUUGUCUUCGAUACUGGUUCGUCCAAUUUGUGGGUGCCCUCCUCCAAAUGUUGCCUAUUUCACCUGGCAUGCUGGGUACACAGUCACUACCGGGGCUUUUUCUCCUUGACUCACAAGGCCAACAAAGCCAAAUUUGCCAUUCACUAUGGAAGCGGGAGUCUCAAAGGAUUCUUGAGCGAGGAUGUUCUGAGGAUUGGCAACUUGAGCAUUCAGAACCAGACAUUUGCCGAGGCUACAGAUCUGCCAGGUUUGGUUUUUGUAGCUGCAAAGUUUGAUGGCAUCAUGGGGCUGGGGUAUCCCAGCAUCUCAGUCAACAAUAUCACCCCACCCUUUGAUAACAUGAUGAAGAAUAAGCUGCUUAAGAAGAACGUAUUCUCCUUCCACCUCUGCAACACUGACAGCGGCUAUGAAAACAACGGUGGUGAAGUGGUUUUCGGAGAUAUCAACCACGAUGCCUAUGAAGGGAAGCUCCACUACAUCCCAGUGUCACGCAAGGCUUACUGGCAGAUCAAGAUAGACAAGAUAACUGUGGAGAAGCAAUCCAAGAGUGAAAAAUGUUGGCCGUGGAGGCUGUUUGACAAGGACAAUUCAACGAAGUUGUGCAAGGACAGUUGCCAAGGCAUUGUGGACACUGGCACUUCUCUUAUCACAGGGUCUAGUGAUGAAAUCAAAGAGUUGCAGAAGGCCAUUGGGGCUGAACAUAUCAUGGGAGGACAGUAUGCAAUAGAUUGCAGUAAACUUCCUGAGCUACCAAACGUGACUUUUCAUCUUGGUGGAAAGCCCUUCGCUCUGACACCAAAGGACUACGUUCUCCAGAUAACCCAAGGAGGAGUGACUGUCUGCCUCAGCGGCUUCAUGAGCCUUGACAUUCCUAAGCCCACCGGACCACUCUGGAUCCUGGGUGACGUUUUCCUCCGGCGCUUUUACUCAGUCUUUGACCGAGAUAAUGACCAAGUUGGCUUAGCUGUCUCCAAACAAACCAUAUGCGGUGCAACUACAGCUGCAGUAGCAGCUACACCGGCUCCAAAGGCCACAACUCCAGCUGCAGCCACCACGACCUCCGGAUGUUAGCUGUCCAGUGUUCCAAGUGCUGAACUCAGGAACGCAGCAGGGUUGAGAAGUGGGGGGGUGGGGUGUAUUUGCAUAGCAGCAGGGAUGGGGUUCCACAGCAUGGGAUUUGCAGUCACCCUAUUUCUCAGAACAGCUCCUUUAAAAAAUAAUAAUUACAAGUUUCUAAUCCUCACGGUGGCAGAGGAAAAGAUGAUGCACCUUGGAAAGUCCCCUUGGAACUUCAAAUACAUUGCUGUGUAUAUCAAGUGUGCAGGGCUUCUCCCACCGAGUUCUCCUCUUCCAUCCUCCUCCCCAGCUUGCUGAUCCUAUGCAUGUCUACUCAGAAGUAAUUCCGGUGAGGUCAGAAGGACUUUCUUCCAAGGAAGUAUGGCUGGGAUUGCAGCUUUUAGAGUCCUGUUUGCUACAGCAAAUGCAGGACAGCCAGAGACAAUGGGAUCAACAAGCUGGUGGGGGAUAAUGCUUUCUUCAUGUGACUUGAUAGCUCACGGCUUGAUGAGUCACCCUUGGAUAUUUAAGGUGAUGUAACAUUCUGAGCCCAUAGCACAGGCUUUGUGCUUUGUGCUCAGAAGGUCCCAGAUUCAGUCUCCGGCAUGCGCCUAGCGAAAAAGAGAUCUCAGUUAUCAGGACUGUGUUACCAGAUCUGCGAGUGCGUCUGUAUGCAUGCAUGUGCAAACACGUAUCCUACAUGCGUAUUCACAGAAAAUCUAAUUUUGUGCAAUUAGCAAUGCUACCCUUGGGAACUGUACUGGAGACGAUUGUGUGUGUGUGUGUGUGUGUGUGUGCGUGCGUGCGUGCAUGUGCAUGUGCACGCACACACAAAAUUGCUUUGCUUUCUUUAGCACCAAUUUAGUGGUGACCAAUAAGGAUUCAGUAUUAGUCUACUUGCUCCUGAAAUAUUGUAAUAUAAGUAGUGCAAAUAUUGCAAUGCUGCAACUGUAAUAUUUAUUCAUAAAAGAAUAAAGUCUGGAAGAAAAUAACACACCAAUAUAAAAAUGAUUUUAGAAGCCACCGUCAUUUCAGAAGCUUGAAAUGCCGCUACAGAGACUUACAGGACAGAAAGGGUUAAUAAUGCUGGCAGUGGCUGAUGGGAGAUGUAGCCCAAAACAUCUGGAUGGCAUCACCUUGGGGAAGGCUGCUCUUGUAGGUAAUGCCUUCCUUUCUCCUUCAUGAGAUUGGUUCAUAAGCCCUUGUGCAUUUUGAAAUGAAUAUGAAAUGCUUAUGCUUAGGAUCAAAGCUCACCUAACAUGGGAAGGUGCUUGGAUUUGUUUUGCCAGGAGCAGCACUAGGGACUGAUGAGGAGAGGGAGAGAGGCUUUCACUCUCUCACUGAGUACUGCAGCACUCCUCCCAGGCCCCCACUUGCUGUGGCAUGCCACCCUAUCCUGGCUGCAACAUCCAUCAGUAUUUGCCCCCUGGAUCUCAGCCGUUCCAUUAUAAAGUUCCCAUGCCUCACUUCCACAGCUGCUGGGAAUGCAUGGACCAGGCCCGUAAGUGGCUCAUAGCACGAUGGAGAGGAUGAUCCAUGUGGAGUUGGUGGCAAGUACUUCUGGACAUUACAGAAGGACAAGCAGGGUGGCUUGUUUCUCCAUGACGUCAAUGUGCACUUCCCAAGGGGAACUGAUAACGUUCUUAAGAAUUCUUGCAACUUUUAAGACUCUUGCCCUGACAUAGCAUCUCACGUCCCAAGCAAAGUCAGAGUUCUUCUAGCUAAGUUAGCCUACUAAGCUUUUGUGUUUGUUUCCUAAUGUUUCUAGUUGUGUUCUUGUUCUGUUUCCCAGCCCCGCAA
This is a messenger RNA of Podarcis muralis (Common wall lizard), 3270 nucleotides long. Its product is annotated as cathepsin D-like. Lineage: Eukaryota; Metazoa; Chordata; Lepidosauria; Squamata; Lacertidae. Gene Ontology annotation, molecular function: aspartic-type endopeptidase activity. Gene Ontology annotation, cellular component: lysosome. The record is from RefSeq and is a predicted model, not a curated record. Gene Ontology annotation, biological process: proteolysis.